GGACUAGAUCAUGUACGGGACGGUGCUUAUUGUUUUUUUAAAUCAUAGUUGACUGUCUAUUGCUGGGCGUUCUCUUAUAACAUAGCCAACCACUACAAUUGAAGACAUUCAUUCCUAAUGGGAUAUCCGUAUCAGAUGGAGAUGGAGGAUAGCAAAGGAGGCACUGGUCUCAGGCAGUAUUACCUGUCCAAAAUCGAGGAGCUUCAGUUAACGGUGAAUGACAAGAGUCAGAAUCUUAGACGUCUGCAGGCACAAAGAAAUGAGCUCAAUGCGAAAGUGCGUCUGCUGCGUGAGGAGCUGCAGCUGCUUCAGGAACAGGGCUCCUAUGUGGGUGAGGUAGUGAGGGCCAUGGACAAGAAGAAGGUGCUGGUGAAGGUGCAUCCAGAGGGAAAGUUUGUGGUGGAUGUGGAUAAGAACAUUGAUAUUAAUGAUGUGACUCCAAAUUGCCGUGUUGCCCUGCGCAAUGACAGCUACACCCUCCAUAAGAUCCUGCCCAACAAAGUGGAUCCCCUGGUAUCUCUGAUGAUGGUGGAGAAGGUGCCUGAUUCCACUUAUGAGAUGAUCGGCGGUCUUGACAAACAGAUUAAGGAGAUCAAGGAAGUGAUUGAGCUGCCAGUCAAGCACCCUGAGCUGUUUGAGGCUCUUGGAAUUGCUCAGCCCAAGGGCGUACUGCUGUAUGGGCCUCCUGGCACAGGGAAGACCCUGCUGGCCCGAGCGGUGGCCCACCACACCGAUUGCACCUUCAUCAGGGUGUCUGGCUCGGAGCUGGUGCAGAAGUUCAUUGGAGAAGGAGCCCGCAUGGUGCGCGAGCUCUUCGUCAUGGCGAGGGAGCACGCGCCCUCCAUCAUUUUCAUGGACGAGAUCGACUCCAUCGGCUCGUCCCGCCUGGAGGGCGGCUCGGGUGGGGACAGCGAGGUGCAGAGGACCAUGCUGGAGCUGCUCAAUCAGCUGGACGGCUUCGAGGCCACCAAAAACAUCAAGGUCAUUAUGGCCACCAACCGUAUCGACAUCCUGGACUCGGCCCUCCUCAGGCCUGGUCGUAUCGACAGGAAGAUUGAGUUCCCCCCUCCGAAUGAAGAGGCCCGUUUGGACAUCCUGAAGAUCCACUCCCGAAAGAUGAACCUGACCCGCGGGAUCAACCUGCGCAAGAUUGCGGAGCUGAUGCCAGGAGCUUCAGGAGCAGAGGUCAAGGGCGUGUGCACAGAGUCUGGGAUGUACGCCUUGAGGGAAAGGAGAGUCCACGUCACGCAGGAGGACUUUGAGAUGGCUGUGGCCAAGGUGAUGCAGAAGGACAGCGAGAAGAACAUGUCCAUCAAGAAGCUCUGGAAGUAGCUCUACAAGGGAUGGUCAGUCUCUGCUCCAGAUGUCCGUUCAACUACAUAUGUAUAUUUCUUUAUCCAUUAGGUUUGGUUUGUAACUGCUAUCCAAUUUAAUUAUCAAUAAAUAGUCAAUCUCUUUA
Molecule: messenger RNA, 1459 nt
Organism: Anguilla anguilla (European eel)
Lineage: Eukaryota; Metazoa; Chordata; Actinopteri; Anguilliformes; Anguillidae
Gene: psmc5
Product: proteasome 26S subunit, ATPase 5
Exons: 12
Coding region: 118-1332 (404 amino acids)
Biological process (GO): proteasome-mediated ubiquitin-dependent protein catabolic process
Cellular component (GO): proteasome regulatory particle, base subcomplex
Molecular function (GO): proteasome-activating activity; ATP binding; ATP hydrolysis activity
Source: RefSeq, a predicted model, not a curated record